Messenger RNA from Bicyclus anynana (squinting bush brown), 3570 nucleotides. RefSeq names its product probable ATP-dependent RNA helicase DHX34. The record is from RefSeq and is a predicted model, not a curated record. Gene Ontology annotation, cellular component: intracellular anatomical structure. The transcript has 19 exons. Gene Ontology annotation, biological process: nuclear-transcribed mRNA catabolic process, nonsense-mediated decay. Lineage: Eukaryota; Metazoa; Arthropoda; Insecta; Lepidoptera; Nymphalidae. The coding region runs from base 108 to 3560 and encodes 1150 amino acids. Gene Ontology annotation, molecular function: RNA binding; ATP binding.
UCAGUUAUCAUUUUGGUUUUGGACUUUUGGUUUGUUUGUUUGUUUACAAAUACAAAAUAAAAAUAGGUCUGAAUAGUCUUUCUGGGAAUUUAUUAAAUUAAUAAAAAAUGAAUCGCGAAUCUCAGGAUUUUCAUAAAUCAUCGACUAGAAGAAAGCGUUCAAGGUCACAUGAUAGUUCUAGAGACAGAUCUAAAUUACGAAAAACCAGUCCAACAUGUACUAAAUCCGAGAGCACUGAAUUCAGUUUCCUCGAUCACAAGGCUAAUUUAAACAAAAUAUUGAUGUACAGUAAUGACACUAAUGUUGUUGUUAAUAGUUUAGAGGAUUUCUGGGUUUUCGUUAAAAAAUACGAGGCCACUUUAAAGAAAGCUGGGAAACCUCUAAUAGAUGAUAUUACCUCUGAUAGUAAAAGUACAGAGUCUUAUUUUUCCAAGCAUGAUUGUAUUAAUUUUACAUGUAAAAUAAAAUUCAUGGACAAUUCAUAUGAAGAAAGGAAUAGAAAGAAGCUAGAUAAAAAAAUGUUUGAUGUGUUCUUGAAGAUUGUUUCAAUCUAUUUGGAUUUUAAAAAUAAGGAGAAAUUUGAAAAACUGAAGAAACUAAGAAAGUCCCAAAGUGAAUUGCCAGUUGCUAAAUACAGAAAUGAAAUAGUGUCUGCAGUACAAAAUGAGAGAGUUGUGAUAGUGGCCGGUGACACAGGAUGCGGGAAGUCCACACAAGUUCCACAAUAUCUACAUGAAGCUGGUUUUCAAAAUAUUGCAUGCACCCAGCCUAGAAGAAUAGCUUGCAUAUCAUUGUCCAAGAGAGUUGCAUAUGAAAUGUUAACACAGUUUGAUAGCAAGGUUGGCUAUCAGAUCAGAUUUGAGAAGAGCAAGACAUCUGAUACCAAGAUUUGCUUUAUCACUGAGGGCUUGUUGUUGAGGCAGAUGUCUUCGGAAAGCUUGCCCAGCUAUGACGUCAUAAUACUCGACGAAAUACACGAAAGACAUUUGAUGGGUGACUUCCUUCUCGGCGUGCUGAAAUGUUUGAUACAUACUCGCAAUGACAUCAAGCUUGUCCUCAUGUCUGCGACAAUCAAUAUUAAACUGUUUGAAGAUUACUUCUCCGCUGAAUCCGCUGUUGUUAUUCAAGUUCCUGGAAGACUUUACCCAAUAGAAUUGAAUUAUAAGCCGAUAUUAGUUGAAGACAAGCCGACAAGAGAUGACAGACUGGACCCACAGCCAUAUAUUCAAAUUAUGCAGUUAAUCGACAGCAAGUAUCCUAGCGACGAAAGAGGAGAUCUACUAAUAUUCAUGUCAGGGGUUCAGGAAAUAACAGCAAUAUGUGACGCAGCGCAACAAUACACGGAGAAGAAUAAGAACUGGAUCGUUCUGCCGCUACACAGUGGACUGUCUCUUACGGAACAAGAUAAGGUGUUCGAUUACCCACCGGAAGGAGUUCGAAAAUGCAUCGUAUCUACAAAUAUUGCCGAGACAUCAGUUACCAUUGAUGGUAUAAGAUUUGUUGUGGAUUCUGGAAAGGUAAAAGAAAUGAGCUACGAUUCGUCGACAAAAAUGCAAAGGCUGAAGGAAUUCUGGAUAUCAAAAGCAAGUGCUGAUCAGAGGAAGGGGAGAGCGGGGAGAACUGGCCCCGGCGUGUGUUACAGAAUAUACUCCGAGCAACAAUACACAGAUUUAGAAACAUUCAGUACACCAGAAGUGUCCCGAGUACCGCUCGCGUCGCUCUUGCUACUGAUGAGUUCGCUCGGCGUCAAUGACGUCAGACGCUUCCCUUUCAUAGACGCGCCGCCGACUGACGCCGUGGAAGACGCUCUGUUGGAACUAAAACAACAUGCAGCCCUAACAUCAAACGAGAAGCUGACAGCGUUAGGCAAGGCAUUGGCGAAUUUGCCCGUCGAGGUGUCGCUAGCUAAAGCGCUCGUGGUAGGCAGUGCUACCUUGCCGCCUCACAAACUGGACUCCGCGUUGGCCUUGACUGCUGCUUUGGGCAUCCGUUCCAUAUAUACUACACGGGCGCAUAGAGAUUUUGAAUGCGAAAAUUCACGUAAACCCGAUGAAUCGGAUCACGGUGAUCCUAUAACACUGCUCUCGUUAUACUGCGCAUGGCUACGAGAGAAGUCGGGCGGCGGAGGCAGGGCAUGGUGCAGACGACGCGGCAUUGAGGAGCAGAGACUUUACGAGCUCACCAAGUUGGCUGCUCAACUUCGGAAUUUACUACAAGAUAACAACAUGAUGGAGGCUCCAGAGCCUGAAACGAUGUCUUCGGCUGAAAGGUCCUUACGGCACGGCCAAAUCAAACAGCUGAAAGAUAUGAGAAGACAAUACAAACAAAAAGCCGCCGACGACUCCAAACGCCGUAAGCGGUUGAAGGUCGACUCUUGGGAAAUAGUCGACGAGAAAGACAACGACGACGAAGUGAUGGACAUCCGAGACAUCGAGUUCCGUAUGACGAACGAUGCUAACAGAAUACGCUCCCUGAUCAACGGCUCCAGUGCUAAUAGUGGACGGGAUCUUAUCAUGCUAAAGGUAGUCCUCUGCAGGGCUCUGUAUCCUCAAGUAGCCGUAGCUGAUGAGUUCAACCAUUGCAAGUCGGUGUCAGAUCAGCUGUACCACACGUGGAGCAAGCCUUUUGUCUUUCUGCACCCUACUUCGUACUUCGGCAAGCAAUCCAAGCUGUUACAGCUGACGGAGGCAGAGAUACAGGACCACCCGCCAGGGUACAAGAGCAAGUUGCCGCUGUCUUCCAAACACCAGCUGCUGUGCUACCUAUCAUUGUUGGAGACGACGAAACCUUACAUAGUAAACUCUAUGCGAAUGCCGGCAGCACAGACUUUGCUACUUCUAGCACAUUCCAUCGACACCAACGUUGGGUUUACUAGGUUGGUUUGCGAUUCAUGGCUGCUUUUGGAGUUCCCGUAUCCUGAAACUGGCUUGAAUUUGUUGAUGAAGGCGAUCAAACUGCGACAGAGGUGGGACGCGUUGAUCAAUCGAAGACUUUCAGAUGCGAAUCCAAAUAAAUCCGUCGACUCCGAACUCCAGAAAACCAAACAACCUCCCUACGACGAGCUCCAAUACGAUUUAUCGUGUGACGUCACAUCGUACAUGAACAGUGACGUAUGCUACACCAUCAAGCGGCUGUUGCCGGGAGACCUUAAGGUCUUGUACGUGGGGUCUGAUGAGCCGCAUCCGAAUGUAGACCCUAAUCCCUUUGAACAGGGUUUCGAAUGCCGUGCACAUGAGAAGAAAGGAGGAGUCUAUGUUACCGAUAAUGUUGUUUAUAACUGUGUCGUAGACACAGAAUGGAGUUACAACUUACACGAGGAGACCUACAGUCUGCCGUGGAAGUGUGAGAACUGCGAACUCACCUCAUGUCUAUCUCCUCUCGAAAGGCUACAGCACUCUCACUUCACCUGCUCCUCUCAACCGGAGAAGAAAGAAGAGAAGAUCGUGAGAAAGGAUAAUAGACCUAACACCAAAGAGUAUAAGUGCGAUAUUUGUGAAGAAACUUUGUAUUUGACUCCUGUGGAAAUAUUAAAACAUAAAAAGGCAUGCAAAAUAAAGUGAUUUAAUUGUU